AUGCCGGCAGAAAUUGAUAUCGAUGAAGCUGACGUAUUAGUUUUAUCUCAAGGAUUGCAGAAAACAAGUAAGCUCACCUUCCAGAUUAAUAAAUCAUUGCAGAAAAUUGCGGCUACGUCGAGUCAAUCCAGUCAACUCUUUACUCCAAUUUUAGCUAGAAACAAUGUUUUAACUACAUUGCAAAGAAAUAUAGAGAGUACUUUGAAUUCCGUUGCCUCCGUAAAGGAUCUAGCCAAUGAAGCCUCUAAAUAUGAAAUUAUCUUACAAAAGGGUAUUAAUCAGGUUGGAUUGAAGCAAUACACACAAGUGAUACACAAAUUGGAUGAUAUGUUGGAAGAUAUCCAGUCUGGCCAAGCAAAUCGGGAAGAGAACUCGGAAUUCCAUGGGAUUUUAACACAUUUAGAAGAACUGAUCAAGAGUAGCGAAGCUCAACUGAGAAUAUACUUCAUUUCAAUCUUAAACAGUAUUAAACCAUUUGAUCCUCAGAUCAACAUCAACAAAAAGAUGCCGUUUCCUUACUAUGAAGACCAACAGUUGGGUGCUCUUUCUUGGAUCCUAGAUUAUUUCCACGGAAAUUCAGAAAGUUCUACUAUACAAGACAUGCUUGUCGGUGAGAGAAGUAAACUGAUCCUCAAAUGUAUGGCAUUCCUUGAGCCGUUUGCUAAGGAAGUCACCACCACUAAAAAUGCUCCAUACGAAAAGGGCAGCAGUGGAAUGAAUAGUUAUACAGAGGCAUUAUUGGGUUUCAUCGCUAGUGAGAAGUCACUGGUGGACGAUUUGUACUCACAAUACAUAGAUAUCAAACCUCAGGUGCUAUCGCAGAUUUUGUCGCCAUUAAUAAGUGCCUAUGCCAAACUUUUUAAUACAAAUUUGAAGAUUGUACGAAGCAAUCUUGAAAAUGUGGGGUUUUUUAGUUUUGAAUUAGUCGAAAGCAUAAAUAGUGUGAAAAAAACACUUCGAGGCAAAGAAUUACAAAACUAUAAUCUAUUACAAGAAUGUACUCAAGAAGUACGUCAAGUUACCCAAUCUCUAUUUAGGGACGCUAUAGAUAGGAUUUUAAAAAAGGCAAACUCCAUUUCAACUAUUCCUUCUAAUAACGGUGUUACUGAAGCAACCGUGGAUACCAUGUCAAGAUUGAGAAAGUUUAGUGAGUACAAAAACGGUUGUUUAGGGGCCAUGGAUAAUAUUACACGUGAAAAUUGGUUACCUGCCAACUACAAAGAAAAGGAAUACACUUUACAAAAUGAGCAAUUGAACUGGGAGGAUCACAAUGUAUCAUUAUCGUGUUUUGUGAGUGACUGUAUAGACACAUUGGCGGUUAAUCUUGAGAGAAAAGCACAAAUAACGUUGAUGCCCAAUCAGGAGCCAGAUGUGGCUAAUCCGAAUAGCACACGGAAUAAGCACAAGCAACGUAUUGGUUUCUUUAUUUUAAUGAACUUGACGCUUGUCGAACAGAUUGUGGAAAAAUCUGAACUAAACUCAAUGUUGGCUGCAGAAGGUCACGCAAGGUUAGAAAGGUUGAAAAAACGCUACGUUAGUUAUAUGGUAUCUGACUGGAGAGAUUUGACUGCAAAUUUAAUGGAUGCAGUUUUCAUCGAUAGUAGUGGUAAGAAAUCAAAGGAUAAAGAACAAAUUAAGGAAAAGUUCAGAAAAUUCAACGAAGGUUUCGAGGAUUUAGUAUCGGGGACAAAGCAGUACAAACUAUCCGAUCCGUCGAUGAAGGUAAUUCUAAAAUCAGAAAUCAUCUCAUUGGUUAUGCCCAUGUAUGAAAGAUUCUAUAGCAGAUAUAAAGACUCUUUCAAAAAUCCUAGAAAGCACAUCAAAUAUACUCCCGAUGAAUUGACAACUGUUCUGAAUCAAUUAGUCAGGUAG
Saccharomyces eubayanus is the source of this 1872-nucleotide messenger RNA. It is a transcript of the gene EXO70, whose product is annotated as GTP-Rho binding exocyst subunit EXO70. Gene Ontology annotation, cellular component: exocyst. Gene Ontology annotation, molecular function: phosphatidylinositol-4,5-bisphosphate binding. Lineage: Eukaryota; Fungi; Ascomycota; Saccharomycetes; Saccharomycetales; Saccharomycetaceae. The transcript has a single exon. The coding region runs from base 1 to 1872 and encodes 623 amino acids. Gene Ontology annotation, biological process: exocytosis. The record is from RefSeq and is a predicted model, not a curated record.